This is a messenger RNA of Planococcus citri (citrus mealybug), 1197 nucleotides long. Its product is annotated as probable ribosome production factor 1. The transcript has a single exon. Gene Ontology annotation, cellular component: preribosome, large subunit precursor; nucleolus. NCBI's taxonomy places the organism in Eukaryota, Metazoa, Arthropoda, Insecta, Hemiptera, Pseudococcidae. Gene Ontology annotation, biological process: maturation of 5.8S rRNA; maturation of LSU-rRNA. The record is from RefSeq and is a predicted model, not a curated record. Gene Ontology annotation, molecular function: rRNA primary transcript binding. Bases 152 to 1117 code for a protein of 321 amino acids.
CCCACCUGUCUUCGUCACGUGCUGUUUUCACUUGAUUAGUUUUUUCACAUUUCGAAUUCGAAAAAACUGAAUUUUCAACGGUGUUCUAAUUUUUAUCGUGAAAACUAUAAAGUAAAUGAGUAUAUUAAACAAUUAGUGACGUUGUAUUACGAUGGACGAUUCCAAAAUCGGCGAUUCUCUGAAGAAAAUCAAAAAACUCGAAGAACGGAAAUCCAUCGGUGAUACUCUUCUACCACAAAUCGAUCGUAAGAAAACCAAACAUUCGUUACGAAAAGAAGUUUUGAAAGUUCAAAGAAACAAGAAAAAAGAGAAGAAAGACCGACGGAAACUACGAGAUGAAGAAGGCCGAGAAAAACAGGUACCAAAAACUAUCGAAUCCUGUAGAGAAGCAGAUUCUACCGUAUUGACUGAUGUGCCCGAAGACGUCAUUAAUGAAAUUAAUCGUGACAUAGAAACCGACGAAUUAAGUUCUUACUUCAAUAAGGAAUAUGAACCCAAGGUACUAAUUACGUUCUCAGAGAACCCCAUCAAAGCAUCUCGACGAUUCGCUCUACAGUUAUGUAAAAUAAUACCGAACUGUAUGAGAAUGGGACGAAAGGGUACCUCUAUCAAAGGUAUCGUUAAAGACGCUAUCCAAAAGAAAUUUACCGAUAUUAUUGUGAUAAAUGAAGAUAAAUUUGAACCGAAUGGUUUAUUAUUAAUACAUUUACCCGAAGGACCAACGGCGUAUUUUAGAUUGAGCAAUGUGAAAACUUGCAAUAAGAAGCAAAUGAAAGAAAUCACUUAUCAUCGUCCAGAAGUCAUAUUAAAUAAUUUCAAUACCAGAUUAGGUCAAACAGUCGGCAGAAUGUUGGGUUCAAUAUUCCACUAUCAACCGGAUUUCAAGGGUCGAAGAGUAGUUACUUUUCAUAAUCAACGAGAUUAUAUAUUUUUCCGACACCAUCGAUAUAAGUUCAUCAAAGGAGAACCUGCGCUUAGAGAAUUAGGUCCACGAUUUACCUUGAAAUUACAAUCAUUACAACGUGGUACUUUUGAUUCCAAAUUUGGCGAAUAUGAAUGGAAUAUAUUUGGUAGAAGGCACGAAUUAGAGACUAGCCGUAGAAGAUUCUUCUUGUGAUUUAUUUAAUAUUGAAACUUUUUGUACAUUUCGCCCCUGUAAUUGUUUCUGAAAUAAAAGAAAAUAUCUAAAAAGUGAAA